GACCGAUUCAGUGUGCAUGACGUUGCACUGUACGUACAAGAGCCGGCCAAUUUAUCCUCGGAAAGCCCAUGAUCGAUAACCAUGGAAUGACAUGACUUUGAUCUGAUUACAGCCGAAGCCCGACUUGGCCUCGCAAGGUGAUACUGGAUCGGGCUUAGCGGGGUGUUGGCGCCGGCGGAAUCGGGAAGGGCCCAUCGGAACCCUAAUCAGAUUCUUCCGCCCAACGCCUCCCCAAUGUCGGGCAAUAGAUUAAACACGCCGAAACUCGAUUGCGAUUGAUCAUCUGCUAAGUGAUUUCUUCACCGAUACAUUUUAGAUCUACCACUGCUAAGCCUUCGUCCACAUGGUUUUCCCAGGCAAGCUAAGCUCCGGCUGUGUUCUCUGUCGGAAGCGCAAAGUCAAGUGCGAUGAAGGCAAACCGGGCUGUAAGCGCUGCAUCACGCAUGGGGUCCCCUGCCCCGGCUAUACAGACUCCUUCGCAUUUCGAGGGUAUGAGGUAGCGAAUGGGGAACUCACUGGGAAAUUGAAAGUGGUCAGGAAAGCGCGGUCGAUUGACUCAAGCCCACGUGAGCCGAAACAGAAGAAACAAGACUUUGCCAAGGUAGAGCCAACGGGGAUCCCUGCUUCGGUUGUCUCAGAUGACUGUGAGCUUAUGUCUCUUUGUUAUUUUAACCACCACCAUGUUCUGCGAGUGCAGCGAUCCCCAUGCGAGGGGCAUCUGGCAUUCUUUCCAGAUCUUUUCCAAGAGCGCGGCGAUGAACCAUGCUUCAAGCAUGCCGUUCUAUCUGUGUCUUAUCUUACGCUGUUUCACAAGGCGCGCGUGCACAUGCUCCAGAUCAACGCACGAAGGCACUAUGGUCUGGCCUUGAGGCUGUUGAAUCAGGCGCUUAGCUUCAGUCAGUCUCAAAUCCGGGAUGAGAUAUUUGCGGCGUCGUUGUUUUUGAGCAUGUUCUCGGAUUUGAGCGGGGAGGGUACAGCAACGGGCUCACUAAACCCCCACAUACCCGGCAUCUACUCGCUAAUGCAACUGCGAGGAAUCCCAUCAAGAAGAGACAAAUAUAGCCGGCGACUAUGUGGCUGGGCAUAUACUCAGAUGCAAGUGCAAGCGAUGAUUCGAAGAGAAUUUCGGUAUGCAUGCAUGCCGUCCGCCUUCGACCAGAUUGCCCAUCCGUGCACCGUGAUCCGCUCGUCUAUUCUUACCGGGAGACUGUCGGAUUUCUGUAUGCAAGUCAGCGACGCUCGGCGCACGAGCCUAUCAUCCGUGAUUGCAAUUGACUCUCUGCACGCCUUACUUGAUCAGGCGUGUAAUCUGCUGAUCGAACUCCAUAACUGGCAAGCAACCAUCCCCGACCACUGGAGGAAUCAGUACGAAAGUUCGACGCUGUCUCCUUCCGAGCAAUCCGACCCAGACACGCCCGAGUCCCACAGCACGCGUGAUCCGUGGACAACGUGUUUUCUAGCCGGCGUUCAAGCGGCGCAGAUCUCGUUCUACCAGCAGUUCCUUGAUUGCUGGGAGGAGUUGCGCUAUUUGCAAGGAGCGCACGCUUCGUUACCAGAGCUAUCGCUGAUGGAUCUUCCUGAUGAUCCGGUCAUGUUCCUACUGGAUGGAAUGUCGUAUCAGGUGAGUGUGAUAUGUGCGACUGUCACGAGCACACUUGGCCAGUUCGAUGCAUAUAAUCGAUUUGUACUUCACGAGCAUGCCAAAUUAGCCAACGGGUACACGCUUUUAUGGCCAAUGUGGGUGGUGGUGAACUGCCCCUUCUCAGCACCCGAUGAGGUGUUGCUCUGCCGAGCGGCGAUCGAGAGUGUCGGCUCAACGAUGGGGUAUAAGCUGGCCCUGAGCUUGAUCGAGCCUCAUCGUGUUAAUCACCCAAUAGCCAGCUACUGACACCUAUAAUUAUCAUGAUAUCACGAUCAUUGCCCCC
Molecule: messenger RNA, 1925 nt
Organism: Aspergillus homomorphus CBS 101889
Lineage: Eukaryota; Fungi; Ascomycota; Eurotiomycetes; Eurotiales; Aspergillaceae
Product: Zn(II)2Cys6 transcription factor
Exons: 4
Coding region: 344-1888 (514 amino acids)
Biological process (GO): regulation of DNA-templated transcription
Molecular function (GO): DNA-binding transcription factor activity, RNA polymerase II-specific; zinc ion binding
Source: RefSeq, a predicted model, not a curated record